AUGGUGGCCAAGAACCAACUCGAUAUAAUAGAGGGCAAGGGCCCAGCGGGUGUCACUGUACAAGAUGCAGAGCUUGCUGAGGCAUUGAGGAGCUAUGUGCCCGGCUCAGAUGCAGAGAAAAAGCUCGUGCGGAAGAUUGACUGGGCAUUGAUGCCGAUCCUGUGGAUCAUGUACAUCCUCAACUAUGUUGACAGGACGAACAUCGGCAACGCAAAGAUCGCUGGCAUGGACACUGACCUCAACCUCAACGACACCCGCUACGCCUGGGUGCUCUCCAUCUUCUUCUUCGGCUACCUCAUCAUGGAGGUCCCUUCGAAUAUGAUCCUCAGCCGCUCACGCCCAUCCCUCUACCUGCCCGGUAUCAUGUUCGUCUGGGGCGUCUUGAGCGCUUUGAUGGCAAUAGCGAACGGCUAUAAUGCACUGCUCGCUUUCCGUUUUGUCCUCGGUUGCAUCGAAUCCGGCUUCUUUCCCGGCGUGCUCUUUCUCCUGUCCACCUGGUACAAGAGCACCGAGCUCGGCAAGCGCUUCGCCAUCUUCUACACCGCGGCCGUCAUCUCCGGUGCGUUUGGAGGCGUCCUAGCCGGCGCCAUCACCUCGCAUCUCGACGGCGCCCACGGCAUCGCGGGGUGGCGCUGGCUCUUCAUCGUAGAGGGCGUGGCGACCGUCGGCGUGGCCGUAAUUGCGACCUUCAUUCUCCUCGACUUCCCUGCGACAUCGAAACGCCUCACUCUCGAAGAACGUCAGCUCGCCGUUGUGCGUAUCCUCAAGGACGGCAUCGACUCCGGCAGCGCCGACAAGACGCUUCGCCUCUCUCACUGGGACGCCUUCGUCGCCGCAAUCUCGGAUCCCCGCACCUACGUCUUCCUUGUGCUCUUCGUGCUCGAUGUCGGCGCAGGCACAAUCUCCUACUUCAUCCCGACCAUCACGAAGACCCUUGGCUAUUCCAGCGUUACCGCGCAGUACAUGACGGUCCCCAUCUACGCCGUCGCGGCUGUGUUCCUCAACAUCCUCGCCUACUCCGCGGACCGCAACAACGAGCGGCGUUGGCACAUCAGCGGCGCGCUGGCCGUCGGGUUCGGUGCCGCUGUUGUCUGUGCCGUUACCCAAAACCCCAUCGCGAGAUAUGUCAUGGUUUGCUUCGUUGCAGCCGGUAUAUGGUCGGCCCUACCCCUCAUCUUAACGUGGACGUCGACGACGAUUAGUCUACCGGCAGAGAAGAGAGCCAUUGUUCUCGCGCUGGUGAACGCGUUUGGAAAUUUCUCCAGCGUAUAUGGUUCCAGGAUUUGGCCUACCUCAACUGCACCGGCCUACACCAUGGGCUUUGCGGUCACGGCUGGGUUCCUGGGGCUUGGGAUGUUGCUUGCGGUCGCGCUGCCCUGGUAUGUGCAGCAUGUGCCAAGGACGGGGACGAAGGCGGAGAGGGAGCUGGAAGAGCGGAAGAGGGUUAAGCGGGAGAGCGCGGAGGAUGAGUUGAGUGUAUAG
Molecule: messenger RNA, 1482 nt
Organism: Coniosporium apollinis CBS 100218
Lineage: Eukaryota; Fungi; Ascomycota; Dothideomycetes
Exons: 2
Coding region: 1-1482 (493 amino acids)
Biological process (GO): transmembrane transport
Cellular component (GO): membrane
Molecular function (GO): transmembrane transporter activity
Source: RefSeq, a predicted model, not a curated record